Messenger RNA from Galleria mellonella (greater wax moth), 1539 nucleotides. RefSeq names its product NADH-ubiquinone oxidoreductase 49 kDa subunit-like. NCBI's taxonomy places the organism in Eukaryota, Metazoa, Arthropoda, Insecta, Lepidoptera, Pyralidae. Gene Ontology annotation, molecular function: quinone binding; NADH dehydrogenase (ubiquinone) activity; NAD binding. The transcript has a single exon. Gene Ontology annotation, biological process: mitochondrial electron transport, NADH to ubiquinone. The coding region runs from base 76 to 1449 and encodes 457 amino acids. The record is from RefSeq and is a predicted model, not a curated record.
UGACAAUAAACAAAUAAUUCUUAGGAAUACUGCCAUAAUUUCUGCAGAUCGUUCUUGUAAUUUAAUUGUAAUAAUAUGCAGUAUUUGAGAGUUCUUUCAUUAAAGAAAUAUAAUUUGUAUCAAUGUAGAUAUUUAACUAUACAUUCACCAGUUUGUGCGCACAAAUGGUUUCCAGACGCAGAAUUCAUCAAGCAAUUCUCCGGCCCUGUGAUAUUUCGCACUGAUACUACCGAUAAGUAUUAUAAGAUGAUAUACAAUUCACAAAUGAGACCGGUUGAACGAAAGCUGAAAAAUAUGUGGAUUAAUUUUGGACCACAACACCCUGCUGCUCAUGGUGUACUUCGUCUUAUCUUAGAAUUGGACGGCGAAACUGUGGUCAGGGCAGAUCCUCAUAUAGGUUUUCUUCAUAGAGCUACGGAAAAACUAAUGGAACAUAAACAUUAUAACCAAAGUCUACCUUUUAUGGAUCGUCUAGAUUACGUUUCAACAAUAGCAAAUGAGCAAGGCUUUGCACUAGCUGUUGAGACUUUAUUAAACAUCGAAGCUCCUCCCAGAGCAAAAGCUAUUCGAGUUUUAUGUAGUGAGUUAUGCCGAAUCGCAAAUCAUUUAUUGAAUAUUUCUGGAACAAUUCUAGAUGCUGGUGGAAUUACUCCCUUUUUUUGGAUGUGUGAAGAACGAGAAAAGAUCUAUGAAUUAUUUGAGAGACUUUGUGGCGCGCGUGUUCAUUGCGCAUACUUGCGACCUGGUGGUGUUUCUCAAGACCUACCUAUUGGCUUUUUGGAUGAUGUACAUGAAUUGUGUAUGAAAUUGGGUGAGCGGUGCGAUGAGACAGAAGACGUCGCUACAGGAAAUAGGCUGUACUAUGCGCGGACUGCUGGAAUCGGUGUCGUCAGUGCGCAUGAAGCUAUAAAUUUAGGUUUCACAGGUCCUAUGUUGCGAUGUACCGGUGUUAAAUGGGACCUGAGGAUAACCCAACCAUAUGAUGGAUAUGAUUUAUAUGACUUUGAUGUUGUCGUUGGUACCUUUGGUGAUAGUUAUGAUCGACAUUUGCUACGUUUAGAAGAAUUAAGGCAAUCAUUAAGAAUAAUAAAUCAAGUUAUAGAUACUAUUCCGGAAGGUGAAAUAAGAACAGAUGAUUCCAAAAUAUGCCUCCCAACUAGAAUUGAGAUGAAAACAUCUAUGGAAUCGCUUAUACAUCAUUUUAAAUUAUGUACCGAAGGAUAUCGCGUUCCACCUGGAGCUACAUAUACAGCAGUAGAAUGUCCAAAAGGUGAAUUAGGUUUGUAUAUGGUCGCUGAUGGCUCGUCUAAACCUUACAGGGUACACAUAAGACCUUGCUCAUACACUCAUGUUCUUGGACUUUCUGUACUGGGACCGAAAUUGAUGCUUGCCGAUAUAGCAAUAUUGAUUGCCACAAUAGAUAUUGUUUUUGGUGAUAUAGAUCGUUAAUAAAAUUACCUACGAAAUUAAUUUAUAUUAGGUACUUAAUAAUUUUACAGGGUAACUAAUAAAAAAUUCGAAACUAUACAUAAUUGAUUU